Molecule: messenger RNA, 810 nt
Organism: Durio zibethinus
Lineage: Eukaryota; Viridiplantae; Streptophyta; Magnoliopsida; Malvales; Malvaceae
Source: RefSeq, a predicted model, not a curated record
AUGGGGCGGGUGCUAUAUUACCUGUUCCCAUCCCCGGUUACUCUUGCUGACCAGUCAACUUAUGAUGCAAGAGUUGUUGGUUUUGACCAAGACAAGGAUGUUGCUGUAUUGCGUGUGGAUGCACCCAAAGACAAACUAAGACCUAUACCUGUUGGUAUCUCAGCAGAUUUGCUUGUCGGUCAGAAAGUAUAUGCCAUUGGUAACCCGUUUGGACUUGAUCAUACUCUUACAACUGGUGUUAUCAGUGGGCUUCGCAGAGAGAUCAGUUCUGCUGCCACUGGUCGCCCAAUUCAAGAUGUUAUACAGACAGAUGCUGCCAUUAAUCCUGGUAAUAGUGGAGGGCCACUCCUAGAUAGUUCAGGAAACCUUAUUGGGAUAAAUACUGCUAUAUAUUCUCCUUCUGGUGCAUCUUCUGGUGUUGGAUUUUCGAUUCCAGUUGACACAGUAAGUGGCAUUGUUGAUCAGUUGGUGAAGUUUGGGAAGGUGACAAGACCUAUUUUAGGGAUCAAAUUUGCACCAGAUCAAUCUGUUGAACAGUUGGGAGUAAGUGGUGUGCUUGUCUUAGAUGCUCCUGCAACUGGUCCAGCUGGCAAGGCGGGUCUGCAACCGACAAAGCGUGAUGCCUAUGGUAGACUUAUUUUGGGUGAUAUAAUAACAUCUGUUAAUGGAAAGAAGGUCGCUAAUGGCAGUGACUUGUACAGAAUUCUUGAUCAAUGCAAAGUUGGCGAUACGGUUACUGUGGAGGUGUUGCGCGGUGAUCAUAAGGAGAAGAUCCCUGUAAUACUCGAGACAAAGCCGGAUGAGUCAUGA